Messenger RNA from Scleropages formosus (Asian bonytongue), 903 nucleotides. It is a transcript of the gene mc2r, whose product is annotated as melanocortin 2 receptor. The record is from RefSeq and is a predicted model, not a curated record. Bases 1 to 903 code for a protein of 300 amino acids. NCBI's taxonomy places the organism in Eukaryota, Metazoa, Chordata, Actinopteri, Osteoglossiformes, Osteoglossidae. Gene Ontology annotation, cellular component: membrane. The transcript has a single exon. Gene Ontology annotation, molecular function: melanocortin receptor activity. Gene Ontology annotation, biological process: G protein-coupled receptor signaling pathway.
AUGAUCAACCACACCCACGCGAAUGAAACGGACUGCAAGGUGGUGACGAUCCCCAGCGUGAUCUUCUUCACCAUCGCCGUGGUGAGCCUGAGCGAGAACGUGCUGGUGGUGGUGGCCGUGAUCCGGAACAGGAACCUCCACUCGCCCAUGUACUGCUUCAUAUGCAGCUUGGCGCUCUUCAACACCAUCUCCAGCCUCUCCAAAACCUGGGAGAGCAUCAUGCUGGUGUUCAUCGACAUGGGCCACCUCAACAUGCGGGGAGAGUCUGUGCGCAAGGUGGACGACGUGACCGACUCCCUGCUCUGCAUGUCCUUCAUUGGGACCAUCUUCAGCUUCCUGGCCAUCGCCGUGGACCGCUACGUCACCAUCUUUCAUGCUCUGCGCUACCACAACAUCAUGACAAUGAGGCGCGCGUUGAUCAUGUUGGCCACCAUCUGGAGCUUCAGUGGACUCAGCGGCAUCAUCAUGGUGGUGUUCUUCCACACUGCUGUCAUCAUGACCUGCUUCAUCACACUCUUCUUGGUGUCCUUGAUCCUCAUCCUCUUCCUGUAUGUUCACAUGUUCCUGCUGGCCAGACAUCAUGCCAGGAAGAUCACCGCGUUGCCGGGUGGAGCCACACACCAGAGGAGCGACCUGAGGGCUGCGUUGACGCUCACCAUUCUGUUCGGCGUCUUCAUCGCCUGCUGGUCCCCAUUCUUCCUCCACUUGCUCAUCAUCAUGGUGUGUCCGCAGAACCCAUACUGCGAGUGCUAUCGAUCCCUCUUUCAGGUACACCUCGUUUUCCUGAUGAGUCACGGCGUAAUCGACCCGGCCAUCUACGCCUUUCGGAGCGCCGAGCUUCGACGCACCUUUAGAAAAAUGUUCUUUUGCUGUGAUUCAAGGUCGUGCAAUUUAUUGGCAUGA